This is a messenger RNA of Anisakis simplex (herring worm), 315 nucleotides long. Lineage: Eukaryota; Metazoa; Nematoda; Chromadorea; Rhabditida; Anisakidae. The record is from the annotation of a GenBank genome assembly.
AUGGAACCACCACCGUCUUAUGAAGACGUGAUUAGAAGCGAUUUGAGAAAUGCUUUCCUAGAUAUGGAACGUCUUCAAUAUAGAAUGCCGUAUACGAUUGCACCACCUUGUCGAGCUGAGCAAAAUCGCUAUGCAACAUCUCGCGGACGAGCGCCAUCGAUAUCGUUACCGAUUGGCGUCGAUGGCGAAGAGGGGAAAAAUCAUCGAGUUAUAACCACCAUAGUGAUGUUCGUAUUUGUGUUCACCGUCAUCAUAAUUAUUGCAAAGUUAACCGAGAAUUCAAGGUAUGCAACUGCGUUGUCACCACGCGGCUGA